Helobdella robusta is the source of this 405-nucleotide messenger RNA. RefSeq lists its product as hypothetical. NCBI's taxonomy places the organism in Eukaryota, Metazoa, Annelida, Clitellata, Rhynchobdellida, Glossiphoniidae. The record is from RefSeq and is a predicted model, not a curated record. Bases 1 to 405 code for a protein of 134 amino acids. The transcript is spliced from 3 exons.
AUGGUAAAGAAAUCAGACAAACCAGCCUCAAAAUCCACAUCCAGGUUAUCUAACCACGAAGAACUCGGUGCAGACAACAACAUUAAAGAAGAACCGUACGUAUGUGCGGGAAACUUCAAGCAAGACUUCGAAGUUCUCUGCCAGAAGUUCACACUCAUCUACACCCCACCCAUCAAACCAAGAAAGCCUAAAAUUAGUGCAAACGUUGACUCCUCCCCUCUGCCUGCUGCCACUCCAAAUAUCGACGAAAGAACUAAAUCCAGUAAAGGUAGCAAGAAGAGUGUAUCUAAAAAUGAACUUAAGUCUGAAUCAGUUGCUACUGUUAAUAAUGAUGCUAGCGAGAAUGAUGCUAAGUGCCCGCCAUCUGGCAAAGACAUAGACAGCAAGGGACAGAAAGAAAGAUAG